Molecule: messenger RNA, 234 nt
Organism: Linum tenue
Lineage: Eukaryota; Viridiplantae; Streptophyta; Magnoliopsida; Malpighiales; Linaceae
Source: the annotation of a GenBank genome assembly
AUGAAGGAAAUAAACAGAGGAAUUGCUGACGACGAGGGAUUCGUGAAUCGGGAAGAGAAGCAUUUCACCAUUUUCAAAACCUCGUUGCUCUAUGCCAAUGACGGAUUCACCGUGUACGAUUGCAGCAACGACGAGUUGGUCUUCCGGGUCGACUUGUGCGAGCCCGACGCCCGGGACAGAGACGAGCUCGUCCUCAUGGGUCCCCACGGCCGCUGUGUGAGAGACACGAUGUGA